AUGCCAACCCCGUCCAAUACCCGUGCAUCGCUCCGCAAGGAGUCUACGGCGGACGUGUGCGCCCUCCUGAAGUCGUACUUAGAUGGUCUCCCGGAGCCCCUCCUUGACGAGAAUAUCAUCAUCGCACUGCAUUGUCUUUGCGUCGUACCUACCGAGUUGCGCGAGCAGCAAACUUCGGGAGACGAGAAGCUGCAUCAUCCGAGACCCGUUCAUGGCUAUCCUAAGGGCAGCGCGCACUUCCUCGCUCCGUCCCAUGCGUCGCAUUCCCUGAGGGUUUCACGCUCUCGUUCCCGGGCGUGUUCGGACACUGCCUCAUCCUCUUCGGCUUCGCCAAUGUGGAUGACACCUAGCGAGAAGCGGUUCGCCGAGGCGUCACUUGAGGAUAUCCAGAUCCGGAUCGCCCAACAUCUCCUGCGACUGGCCACACCUCCGCUCUGCUCGCUCUUCGCGUACCUAUCCGGUUUCUUUGUUCUCUUGCUGCUGUGUCCAGACAAUGGCAUGGCCCUCGACGACAUUUCACGCAUGUUCGGACGUGCACUCGCAGGGGGCCCAGCGACAACGCGCCACACGGUCCUCAUGUGGCUCCUCGAACGAUGGUCCUCGAUCGCAGACGGCCUCUUCGCCGUCGGUGAUCCUCCAGGUCCAGACCGCGGAGAGGACUUACCAUUGUCCGCGUACCCCCACUACACCCCCUCUGCGACGCCAAAUCACAAUGUCACCCCUCCGACUCUUCGAGACCCGGCCACGCCAUCGUCUCCGCUGAUAGAGACGUCCACCCACGAUGCUCGAAGGGGCUCGAUUGUCUCGUCCGACGGGGCUGAAUCGGUCUUCACCUCCUCGACGGCGGAGAGCGACGAUCGAUCCCUCGGGAUCGGUACGCCGUUCAGCGGCGAGUUUGCCUCGCUGCCUCUCUCCGCCGUGCGGGAAUACGAGUCCGAGCCGGAUUGGGAGGAUGCGAUGUUUCGUCCAGCAGAAGCAGACAGGUCGGUCGAGCAGGAUGUCUGCAGCAAGCAUGCUCCCGCUCCGAGCCCGCGCAUCGGGGAAGAUAUGUUCGUCGAACUCGGAGAUUCGUUCAACCUCACCUCAGAUCACGUGCGCUCUUGCUCUCCGGAUGGUCAUUCGCCACCACCUGAGUCAGACUACGAGACCAAUCCGGUCUCCGAAGAGCACUCACGUGCGACCUCGCGGGCAUCGGACGUGUCUGCAGGAAUCAGCAGGUGUCCGCCGGAUUCCCCUUUGUUCACCGCCCAGACACUCGAGCUCCACGAGAGGAAUCCUCCACGUCCCUCCGCUUACGACCAACGCAGGUACCCGGGAUGA
Molecule: messenger RNA, 1320 nt
Organism: Dichomitus squalens LYAD-421 SS1
Lineage: Eukaryota; Fungi; Basidiomycota; Agaricomycetes; Polyporales; Polyporaceae
Exons: 3
Coding region: 1-1320 (439 amino acids)
Source: RefSeq, a predicted model, not a curated record